Molecule: messenger RNA, 2607 nt
Organism: Eriocheir sinensis (Chinese mitten crab)
Lineage: Eukaryota; Metazoa; Arthropoda; Malacostraca; Decapoda; Varunidae
Gene: Ppa
Product: F-box/LRR-repeat protein 14-like
Exons: 1
Coding region: 596-1819 (407 amino acids)
Biological process (GO): SCF-dependent proteasomal ubiquitin-dependent protein catabolic process
Cellular component (GO): SCF ubiquitin ligase complex
Molecular function (GO): protein binding
Source: RefSeq, a predicted model, not a curated record
UUUGGGGUGGGAGGAUAUUUACGAAGGUAGAGAAUGGAAUUUAAGUCAUACUAGCACAUAGAUUUAAUUCAUUUCCUGGUGGGAACAAGAGCCCGGCGUGGCUGGCCCACCGCCGGGACUGGCCUCCCGGUCUCGGGCGCGCGCCCCUUUAGCCCGCACACACGUUUCUCCCUCCCUGGCCCCCUUCCGCUCCCUCUCUCUCCCCGCCGCAUCGCUGCCACAACCUAAGGGAAAUUUAGCGCAAUACGUUCGUUCAGUCGGGAUAUCAUAGUACUCUCAACUUUUAGCAGAGGACGUGUUUACUUCCUUAUUUCUUGCUUUGAAGAACGUCUCAGUGAGUGUGGCACUGCCUGCUGGUGCCUCAGCAGAGUGGGAAGACCACGACUCCAUUUUUCAGCAGGUAGAGGGGCUUUGCGAGGCGCUUGUGGGACGAAGACUUCUCCUCUCGGUUGUGCCUCAUGCCGACGCUGCCUGGCAGCGUUCAAACGUCCCGCGCACCGCGUCACUGCUGCCAGCCAAUGAGCGGCGUGCUGGGGGUUCACGUGACUGUCGAGGUCCAAGCAACAGCUAUGGAGAGUAUCUCUCGCCAGUCAAGAUGGAGGACAGUGGAGUGGACACUUCGUGUCCACAGACUACUCACAUUUCGUGUCUAUACCCAGAGAUCUUGGCACUCAUUUUCAGUUACUUGGAUGUAAAAGACAAGGGCCGCGUGGCCCAAGUGUGUGCUAACUGGCGGGACGCUGCAUACCACAAGAGCGUGUGGAGAGGAGUGGAGGCCAAGCUCCACCUGCGCAGGCCAAACCCGUCUUUGUUCGAGUCGCUGGGGUGUCGAGGGAUCCGCCGCGUGCAGGUGCUGUCGCUGCGGCGUGUGUUGAGGGACGUGAUCAGCGGCGUGCCUAACAUCACUUCCCUUAACCUCUCGGGCUGCUACAACGUCUCCGACAUCAGCCUGACGCACGCCUUCGCCAACGAGUGCCCCUCGCUCACCCACCUCAACCUCUCGCUCUGCAAGCAAAUCUCGGACUCGGCGCUGGGAAAAAUCGCUCAACAGCUGAGGAACCUGGAGGUGCUGGAGCUGGGCGGGUGUUCGUACAUCACCAACACGGGCCUGCUGCUGGUGGCGUGGGGCCUGAAAAAACUGAGAAAGCUGAAUCUGAGGUCAUGCUGUCUGGUGAGCAACCAGGGCAUCGCCUACCUGGCGGGCCAGCACCAGGAGGCCGCCGACGGCACGAGGGCGCUCGAGUACCUCGGCCUCCAGGACUGCCAGAAGCUGUCAGACGAGGCCCUCAGGCACGUCGCCAACGGGCUUCCCAACCUGAAGAGUAUCAAUCUGUCGUUCUGUGCCAGCAUCACCGACUCGGGGCUCAAGUACCUGGCGCGGAUGCCCAGCCUGAGGGAGCUGAACCUGAGGUCCUGCGACAACAUCUCGGACAUCGGCAUAGCGUAUCUAGCGGAGGGCGGCUCCCGCAUCACCACCCUCGACGUGUCUUUCUGUGACAAGAUUGGGGACCAGGCGCUGGUGCACAUCUCCCAGGGGCUGUUCACGCUGAGAUCGCUGUCGUGCUCGGCGUGCCAGAUAAGUGACGACGGCAUCCAGCGAAUCGCCCGCACCCUGCACGAGCUGGACACCCUCAACAUUGGGCAGUGCGUGCGUGUCACGGACAAGGGGCUGCAGCUCAUUGCCGAGCACCUCACCAACCUGUACUGCAUCGACCUCUACGGCUGCAACCGCAUCACCACGGUGGGCCUUGAGCGGAUCAUGCAGCUGCCCCGCCUGUCCGUUCUCAACCUGGGGCUGUGGCACAAACACAAGCGGUGACGCUUGUCUCACCUAGGUCCCCCUAACCAAUCCCCAACCCAGAUCCAGCAGGUGCUCAGCCCCACCCAACACUAAAGGUAAAUUCCCCAGCCGGCGGCCCAGGCCAGGUAACUGGCCUGUCACGGCUCACGCAGGAUGUCCUUGGCUGCGUGCUGUCCACAUGUUGCUUCUGCGGUGUCACUUAUCUAGGGCUGUGCUACGUAAAGAAUUCUUCGUGUAGAACUUGCUCAGGGUGUCAGGGAAAAGUAUUCCUAUAUGUAUACUGUUAGAGGCCCAUCCCAGUGUGUCGCUGUGCUGGUGUCCAUGAGCCGUACACGUCAGACUGUGCCGCCGCCAGUGCCACGUGUGUUGGCGGCGGCGGUGGUGGUCACCCUCCCGCCAGGGCGUCGCCGACGUGCCCUCCGUGCCAUGAGAGGUGCUUGUUCCCGCAGUACUCGCUACCACGACCUCCUGUUUUAAGGAAGUCUUACUCUAUGUUAGUAAUACAACGAAUGGCAUCAGUCCAUUACACCUCCACUGUUCAGUCCCUCGCAAGUCUUCUUGUCUUAAAAGUUACCCAGCUACACUGGAGAGGGAUCUUGGUGCCAAUCAAUGCCAACUUUACAAAGUCUGGUGUUAGUGUUAGUGAACAAGUGGCAGCAGAAACCUUUGAACAUUUGUAUAUACGGUAGUGCCGUGAUAACCAAUGUGAUAUUUGUGUCUGAUUGAUUCAGGCCCCUAGAGGGGCGCUCCGCUGGCCUCGUGUGUGUGUGUGUGUGUGUGUGUGUGUGUGUGUACAAUGUAUGUGC